GUGCAUCGAGUGUUGAUUGAACUGGAAUAAGAACAGAUCAGGUUUACAACCCGAGAGUGAUAUGCUGCAGAAAGGAUGAAUUAAGUGAGUGAAAGAGCGAUCACCACCAAUUAAGUCAUCACCAAAUUUCCUCAUUGUCAACCCUGUCUUCUGUGGACGAUGGGCCUCUCUCUGUGCCGUCAGCUCUUUCACAGCAGCCCCUUCCUCCCCACGAACACCAGCGCUUCCUCUCCUCCAUCCUCUCCCUCCUUUCCUCCCACCUCCCUCUUCACCUCCCUCUCCACCCCUCCGUCCAUGCGCCUCACCACCCUGCUCCUCCAAUCGCCUCCCGUUGCCCCUGGCGACCCGCGCUCGUCGUGGAGUGCCGUGGAGUCGUCCCCUCACAUGCUGGUCCGCGACGAGGGUGCCACCGUGUGGCGCCAGCCAUCCGAGCAGAGCAGCGACGCCGCCCGAUCCAGCGGCGGGGUCAGGGCGGGCCUUCACCUGUGGGAGGUGUCCUGGUUGGUGGAGCAGAGAGGAAGCCACGCCCUCCUGGGCGUUUGCACCAACGGGAGCGCCCGGCAGGCGUCCGGCUAUACGGCGCUGGUGGGCGGGGACUCACGGUCUUGGGGGUGGGAGCUGUCGACCAAUCAGCUGUGGCACGACGGCAAGGAAGUGGCCAGGUAUCCCACGGCGACAGAAGAACACCAUCAUAGCCACCAUCAUCAUCAUGGAACCCCUAUGGACAUUCCGGAACGUGUGGUGGUGGCACUGGACGCAGACGCUGGAACACUGGGAUACGUGGUGGAGGGAUGUUACCUGGGCGUGGCCUUCUCUGGGCUUCCGAAAGGGGAGGAGCUUUUCCUGUCUGUCAGCUGCGUGUGGGGCGGAGCCAGCAUUCAGCUGCGCUACCUCGGCGGCAUGUCUCGUGACCCCCCCUCUCUGAUGUCAUUAAGUCGUUUGUCAAUCAAUCAAGCAAUGGGGCGGAGCCGGAUGUCUAUGACUGACAGGUUGCCCCUCCCACCUGUCUUGCAGCGUUUCUUGGAGCAAACUCAACAGAGGCCUGUGAACACCACCAGUUGAGCAGUUACAGUUAGGGUUGCCAAACUGGGGGUCAUGGAGGUCCUGCAAGGAAGUCUCGAAGAGAAGGGAAGACUUGCAUAAAAUCUAUCAAAUUACAUGUAUGCGUCUACCUGUAUGAGGGCAACAUUUAGCAACAUUAGUGGACAGGAAAAAAGUGUUUUGUGUCGCGAAAAUAUUCGUAGAUCCCAAAAGGGGGUCACAGCAGAAAAAAAACAUGAAAAGAUUAGUCUGGAAUCACUCAGUUCAGAUAGGGGUGGGACCAAGCUGUUGUCCAUAUGGCUGAAAUGGUCUCUGCAAAAAAAUACAUUUUUCAUGAGCUGGUUAGCUAUUCUGCUGUCCACAUGUUGUGAUUGGUGGGCAUAGGUUGGUGGCUGUUGGGACGAUCUUAAGGAGAAGGGCUAGGCCAUCUCGACUGUUAAAAAAAAUGGCCCGCUAGACGGGUUCAUCAAGUUUCCUUGGCUUCAGUUAUCUUUUACAUGAAGAUUUUUGUGUUUUAAAUAUGAUUAUUGUUAUUAUUUAUUAUUCUUCCUUCUA
Engraulis encrasicolus (European anchovy) is the source of this 1596-nucleotide messenger RNA. RefSeq names its product SPRY domain-containing SOCS box protein 2. Gene Ontology annotation, cellular component: SCF ubiquitin ligase complex. Gene Ontology annotation, biological process: intracellular signal transduction; proteasome-mediated ubiquitin-dependent protein catabolic process. The coding region runs from base 160 to 1062 and encodes 300 amino acids. Gene Ontology annotation, molecular function: protein binding. Lineage: Eukaryota; Metazoa; Chordata; Actinopteri; Clupeiformes; Engraulidae. The transcript is spliced from 3 exons. The record is from RefSeq and is a predicted model, not a curated record.